AACGCGACCGUAUUGUAAUGCCAAGAUACAUAUCAUCUAAGAAAAUAUUCAUAAAACUUGAAAUUCACAUGGCUUGCCUUGAGUACGUGCGAGAAUUCUGUCUGGAAAACAACAUUUGUUAAUACAUGAGUACUCGUAAAAUACUAUCAGGUUGAUGAAUAAUACUUGCAAAUAGCACAAAUUACUAUUCACGAACAGACGGUAUAAAUGCUAGAUCGGCACAAGAGAUUCUUAGUUUUCGAUUUGACUUAAGCUUAGUUAGUCGUUGAGAUUUCCUUGCCAUUCUCACAAAAGAAAAAAAUCUUCCAAACGUAUAGAUUAUAAAAUGAUGUUCAAAUCUCUUUUUACAACCACAUUCUUACUUUUACUCGUGAAUACUUCCGUGACUUUUGAAAUAACUGAUUUAAUUCCGGGAUCGAAUAAUCAGUCAUCAGAAACUUCUAAAGGCAAAAAUCCAUCAAAUGAUAAUUCUACUUUUGACGAAAUAUCUUCGCAGUUUUCUAAAUUGAAAAGUAAAACAUUAAAUUGUUUUGGUAUUCCUGUUGCAUUAUUCGCAAAUAUAGUGGAAAAACUUUUCACGCAGGAAACAAAAGCUGAAGAUGUAAGAUAUUAUUUCUAUUCUCGCGAUAUAUCGGGAAAUGUGACAGUUCGUAAUGAUGUCGAUUUCGACAUAAAUAAUCUUCCGUACAAAAGUAACCGAAAAACUGUGAUUAUAACACAUGGAUUUAUGUCAAGCGGCACAAUAGAUUGGGUACAGGAAAUGAAAGACGCAUUUUUAAAAUUGGAAGAUGUAAAUGUCAUUGUUGUAGAUUGGCAAAAGGGCAGCAAUACGUGGAAUUAUGUGUCAGCUUCAAUUAGCACAAAAAUCGUUGGGACUGAAAUCGCUAAGCUACUAAGUAUUGUAAAGGGAAAGAUACUGGAUAGUUCGCCUGAGACUAAAGAAUUUGGUUCAUUGUACCUUGUUGGACACAGUUUAGGUUCACAUAUUAGUGGUCACGCCUCAUACGUCCUACGAGAACAAGACAAAGAUGAAAAGAUAAAGUUUAGGUUAGAAAGAAUUACUGGUUUAGAUCCGGCUCAACCAUGUUUUACAGAAGCCGAUUUAAGUUUGAAGUUAGAUAAGACUGAUGCGCAAUACGUCGAUAUUAUUCAUACAAAUGCCCAAAAUAUCUUGCUUUUAGGACUUGGACUUCCCACUCAAUUAGGUCACGCUGACUAUUAUCCCAAUGGAGGAAAAAUACAAUUAGGGUGUGCAAAAAUUAAUACCACGUUUUGGGAUUUUCUUUUGCUACCAGUUGACAUUGUUAAAUCAUCCAUUUGCAGCCAUGGCCGUUCCCAUGAAUUGUUAACAGACUCUAUUAAUACCAGGAUUUCUGAUGAGUGUCGUUUUAAAGGACGCAAAUGGAAUCAGAAAUAUGAAAACAUAUCUGCACUUGUAAAAGAAGGUUGUGAGGAAGAUGUGUGCCCAGAAAUGGGUGUUAAUUCUAUCAAAUACCAUCCAGAUAAAGAUGGCACAUACUUUGUACCAACGGGUGACGAUGUUCAUUAUUGUCAUGUUUCUGAGGUUAAUAGAAAGCAUAUAAAGAAACAACUGGAAAAUGAUGAAGCUUUAAAAAAUAAUCCUGUCGGUAAAUUAGUUGGACAUAUUCUAUAAUAAGCAAUAUAGAUGUUUUAUAAAAAAAAAAAAAAAACAAAAGUGUAAAAAUUAAAUAAAUUCUUCGUUUUGGCUAUAUGUUAUCAUAUUCACUUAAACAACGUGAAAUAUACAUUAAUCUCGAUAAUUUAAAUUAUCGUAAAACAAAAUAUGCCCAAAAAGUUUAAGUCACAUAUUUUUCUAAAACUAUGACAGUUGAUUUUUUUAAGCAUAUAAUUUUGCAUAUAGUAUCUAUAAUAUGAAAAUCCUUAUGUAUUUUCAUAUCCUAUACCUAAAAAAAAGAUACAUUCUAUCCUGAUAUCUUAUAUCCUAUCCCUAUCCCUAUAUAAAAAGUCAUGACUGGAUGUUGUGAAUCCAAGAUAGACGUUUUGUGAUUGGCUCAUAUAGUGCGCAUGCGUUUAAGUCGGGAAGUCUAAAAGCCUAAAAAAAAUUUGUAAUUAAAAAAUUCACACCGUGGUUAUUUUUUUAUUAAAAUCGGGUAUAUUUAAAAAAAUGUCCCGGUAAACAUGUUAUAAUGUAGAUGCUUUAACUAAUUACCAUAAAGUUAGAUUUAUUAUAAGAAAUUCAAAUGUUCAUUUAAAAAAAAAAUGCCUCCAUUUGAUUAACCCAUUAAAGCCCAUGCUAAGACUGGUUGAGAUAGCGACAAACAAACUGUGCUAUCCUUUGCAUAAGUGAAAAAUAAAAUAUACGUAUUUUUUCUUAUGUCAUUUUCAAUUGUUUAUAACAAAUUAUUUAAAUAAAUUACAAAAAAAUUCAUAAUUUUCAAAAUCUGAAUGCGGGAAUCGAUUCUGGAGGUAAAAUCGAGACGAAAACCUAUAUAACACUUUUUUGUCAGAGUUCAAUUUGUUAGUGUAAUAUAGGAAGAAACAAUUGCAUGUUGGGAAGAAAAAGUGACCAUGUCAAGUCCCAAGCAAAAUCUAUCUGGAAUAGCAAAAAACAAACUGUACCAUCCUUUGCAUAAGUGAAAAAUAAAAUAUACGUAUUUUUUCUUAUGUCA
This is a messenger RNA of Nasonia vitripennis (jewel wasp), 2651 nucleotides long. Its product is annotated as pancreatic lipase-related protein 2. The coding region runs from base 326 to 1654 and encodes 442 amino acids. The record is from RefSeq and is a predicted model, not a curated record. The transcript is spliced from 6 exons. Lineage: Eukaryota; Metazoa; Arthropoda; Insecta; Hymenoptera; Pteromalidae. Gene Ontology annotation, biological process: lipid metabolic process. Gene Ontology annotation, molecular function: lipase activity.